Messenger RNA from Alligator mississippiensis (American alligator), 4804 nucleotides. RefSeq names its product zinc finger protein 420. Gene Ontology annotation, molecular function: DNA-binding transcription factor activity, RNA polymerase II-specific; RNA polymerase II cis-regulatory region sequence-specific DNA binding. The record is from RefSeq and is a predicted model, not a curated record. Lineage: Eukaryota; Metazoa; Chordata; Crocodylia; Alligatoridae. Gene Ontology annotation, biological process: regulation of transcription by RNA polymerase II.
AUGCAUGAGAGUUUCACUAAGAUCAUUGAUGCUGCCACCCCUGGCUCCACAUGCCUGGGGGAGGUUACCUGCCGCCAGGUCUCUCCCACUCCCAGCUUCCCGGUGACAUGUCCCUCUCAUCUCCAGGUCACAGUGAAGGUCAAGGAGGGGACUUCAGACAGGAUGCAGCCCCCCGGGGUGCUGGAGGAGCCUGGUGAUUCCUGGCCAGACCAGCCAUGGGCCCAACCUGCAAAUGUGUCUCUGGAAGAAGGAGCACAGAGGAACAGCCCAGGACCUCCAGAGAAGCCUGCAUCAGACCCAGAGUUGGGUGAGGAGCCAGGUGCAGGGGCCCUGGGCAGAGCUCAGCAGCAGCCUCCUGAAGAAGGGUCUGCAAACCUGGAGCUGCCGAGGACUUCCCCAGGGAUACCGGGGGAGAGGGGCGCCCUGAGCCCUGAGCGGGGCCAGCUGCAGAAGGAGCAGGGCAGGCUGGCAAGGCAGGGGGAGAGCACGGAGCUCCGGGAGGCCUUUGAAGACGUGGCUGUGUACUUCACACAGGAGGAGUGGGAGCUGCUGGAGGAUGCACAGAAGGGGCUGUACCGGGACCAGAUGCUGAGGAACUGCCGAGCCCUUGUUUCCCUGGGAUAUCGAGGUCCCGUACCUGACCUAAUCCACCGCAUGCAGUGUGGACAGGAGGAGCUCUGGGUCAGUGAUGAUGAGGACUGUGGGGACAUCUCAAGGUCAGAGGGCCUGUUGUCAGGAGGUGCCUGGCUGCUGAGCAGAGAAGAGGAGCAGAGUCCUGAGGAAGGGGCUGCAAACCUGGAGCAAGCCUGGACUUUGCCAGGGUGUUUUGCUGAGAUGGAGUCCUUCAGACAUGAGGAAGACCAAUGGCUUAAGAGUCGGGGGAGGCCCCAACAGCAGAGGGAGAAUGUAGCAGUGAAGGAGGCACCAUCUCGCCUUGGGCAUGAGAAUGGAGAAGGGACAGAAGCCAGAGACAGCCCUGGGUGCAGGGAAAGAUUUGUGGAGCUGAAGAACCACGAGGCAAAGUUGCGCUGGAGAGAGACCCUGCAUCUGAGCCGAGCCAGUGGGGAGGUAUUUCGUGGGAAGCAGGAGCUCCCCGCCAAACCCAGAGGCAAAGCCCACCCCUAUCCUGAGUACCAGAAAAGCUUUAACUGUCCCUCUCUCCUGGCUCUGCACAAGAGAAGCCAUGCUGGGGAGAAGCCCCACCUGUGCACCAAGUGCGGGAAGAGCUUCACCUGCCUCUCGACCCUGGCUGCUCACCGCAAAAUCCAUUGUGGAGAGCUCCACCACCAUUUCACCAGAUGGGGGAAGACCUUUUCAUGUCCCUCAGACCUAGGCAAGCACCAACAUGUGCACAGGGGAAAUCAUCAGUACCACUGUGUCACAUGUGGGAAGACCUUCACCCGUUUUUUCUCCCUGGCUCAGCACCGGCGCAUCCACACAGGGGAGAAGCCAUACCAAUGCUCUGAGUGUGGGAAGAGGUUCAGCGUGUCCUCCAGCCUGACCAAACAUCAGCGCAUCCACACAGGGGAGAAGCCACAUCAGUGCUCUCAGUGUGGGAAGAGCUUCACCCAGUUCUCCAGCCUGGCCUAUCACCAGCGUAUCCACACAGGGGAGAAGUCACAUCAGUGCUCUCAGUGUGGGAAGACCUUCCGUGGAUCCUCCAGCCUGACCAGACACCAGCGUGUCCACAUAAAGGAGAAGCCACAUCAUUGCUCUGUGUGUGGAAAGAGCUUUAACAACUCAUUUAGCCUGGCUAAUCAUCAGCGCAUCCACACAGGGGAGAGGCCACAUCAGUGCUUUGUGUGUGGGAAGAGCUACACCCAAUCCUCCCACUUGGCCCAGCAUGAGCGCCUCCACACAGCAGAGAAGGUACAUCAGUGCUCUGAGUGUGAGAAGAGCUUCAUUGACUCCUUCAGCCUGGCCCGGCACCAGCGCAUCCACACAGGGGACAAGCCACAUCAGUGCUCUGAGUGUGGGAAGAGCUUCCGUGAAUCCUUCAGCCUGACCAAACACCUGCGCAUCCACACAGGGGAGAAGCCGCACCAGUGCUCUGUGUGUGGGAAGAGCUUCCGUGAAUCCUUCAGCCUGACCAAACACCUGCGCAUCCACACAGGGGAGAAACCACACCAGUGCUCUGAGUGUGGGAAGAGCUUCACCCACUCCUCCAGCCUGGCCUAUCACCAGCGUAUCCACACAGGGGAAAAGUCACAUCAGUGCUCUCAGUGUGGGAAGAGCUUCCGUGGAUCCUCCAGCCUGACCAGACACCAGCGCGUCCACACAGGGGAGAAGCCAUAUCAUUGCUCUGUGUGUGGGAAGAGCUUCACCCACUCCUUUAGCCUGGCUAAUCAUCAGCGCAUCCACACAGGGGAGAGACCACAUCAGUGCUCUGAGUGUGGGAAAAGCUUCACCCAAUCCUUCAGCCUUGCUAAUCAUCAGCGCAUCCACACGGGGGAGAGGCCGCAUCAGUGCUCUGAGUGUGGGAAGAGCUUUACUCAGUCCUCCAGCCUGACCAAUCACCAGCGCAUCCACACGGGGGAGAGGCCGCAUCAGUGCUCUGAGUGUGGGAAGAGCUUCACCCAAGCUUCUAGCCUGGCUACACAUCAGCGUAUCCACACAGGCGAGAAGCCACAUCAGUGCUCUGUGUGUGGGAUGAGCUAUGCCCAGUCUUCCAACCUGGCCCGGCACCAGCGCAAACACACAUGGGAGAAACCAUAUCAGUGCUGUGAGUGUGGGAAAAGAUUCUGUGAAUCCUCCAGCCUGGAUAGACACCAGCGCCUCCACACAGAGGAGAAGCCACAUUGCUGCUGUGUAUGUGGGAAGAUUUUUACAAGAUCCAGCCACCUGGUCAUACACCGGCAUAUCCACAAUGGGAAGAAGCCAUAUAAGUGCUCCAAAUGUGGUAAGAUAUUUACCCAGUCCUCCAGCCUGGCCCAGCACCAGUGCAUCCACGCAGGGAAGAAACAAUAUCAGUGCUCUGAGUGUGGGAAGAGUUUCACUAGGUCCUACCAUCUGGCCCGGCACCAGCCUAUCCAUACUGGGGAGAAGUCACAUCAUUGCUCUGUUUGCAGGAAGAGCUUCACUGACUCCUCUGGCCUGGCCAUCCACCAGCGUGUCCACACAGGGGAGAAGCCACAUCAGUGCUCGGAGUGUGGGAAGAGCUUCACCCAGUCCUCCAACCUGGCCCGGCACCAACGCAUCCACACGCAGGAGAAGCCACAUCAGUGCUUGGAGUGUGGGAAGAACUUCACUCAGUCCACCCACCUGGCCCGGCACCAGCUCAUCCAUACAGGGGAGAAGCCACAUCGGUGCUCGGAGUGUGGGAAGAGAUUUGCCCAUUCUUACCAUCUGGCCAUACACCAGCGCAUCCACACAGGGGAGAAGCCACAUCAGUGCUCUGAGUGUGGGAAGAGAUUCACCCAUUCCUCCAGCCUGGCCAUCCAUCAGCGCAUGCACAUGGGAGAGAAGCCACAUCAGUGUGAGUGUGGGAAGAGAUUCAGCGAAUCCUCCAGCCUGACCAAACACCAGCAGCUCCACACGGGAAGAGCUACAUCAGUUCUCUGUGUGUGGGAAGAGAUUCAGCAAGUCCUCCACCAUGGGCAAAUACCAGCGCAUCCACACCCGGGAGCAUCCAUAAUUUUGCCAGCAGUGCCAGGAAGGCUUGGGGAUGCCUACCUUCUCAUUUCCCGCUGGUGGCUGAAUUCAGGCAAGCAGGCUCCUGCUGGAGUACAGAAAGAUUUCACGCAGCCUUCAGGCCUUGUGGGGCACCCCAGAACUAGAAGGAUCCAGAGGCUGGUUGUCAAGGUUUGAUUGUGGGGAGGGGCCAGAGCAAACACUUUGGGCAGAGGCCAGCCCAGAUGCUGCGGCAACCUGUAAAGAGACUUUUUGUAAUAAUUUGUAGCUGAUGCCAAAUUAACCAAAACUAAUUCCAAAUCCAAGAGUCCAGAACCAUAAGUGCCCCUACUACCAGCAAGCAUCCUCCACCCACACCUGGGGCUUCAGAUGUUUCCAAAUCCUUUGGGGGGUAUCCUAUUUGCAGACUGAAGCCUGGAGGCUUGGGGUUCAGAUGCCCUCGAGUUUUGCUUGCCCUUACCCAUAAGGCCGUUGGAGCAAGCAAGGGAAGAGACUCCCAUUGUCAUAAAGUGGGCUUAAAGUCACUAAACCUCAGCGGGUGCUGAACCACGGCAGAAGAGCAGUUCUCUCACGAUACAGUUCAGAACUGCCAUCAUGAACACUGAUACAAGGUAUUUCCCCUGCCAGGUUAAAGAACCACUCCACUUGUCCUGAGCCUUCAAGGGGCCAAGAAGCAAUCUUUAUAUCAGCCUUGGAGCCUGUGCCUUCCCCAUCAGUCUGUGAAAAGAGCCAGUGCUCCCGGGGAAGAAGCAGCGCCUUCCCAGUGGGGUGCCCUCCCCCAGACACCUGGCUCCAAAUUUGCCCAGGGCCUGUCUUUGGCCUCCCCUGCCCAUCAGGGUCUGCAAGCAGCUGCUGCUUCCACCCUGAGCCCAGCCUGGCAGGUUUUGCUACUCAUCCUCUCCAGAACUGUGCACUCGAGGCCUCACUGCCAUGUACUGCUGUGCAGAAAGGCCCCUGCCCUUUGGAAGGAGCCUGUAGUCACGGUCCAGUAGAGUACCUUUUCUGGGGGAAAUGUGGGCAGCAGGGAGGAGGGGCAGUCUACGGCAGGUCCUGCCUCUCCUGGGGAAGAGUGCAGAGAGUAUGAGGACAUCCUCUGGGUCAAAUGCAGGAUGUUGUCAUGGCUGGGGAAUGUUCCCUAAUUGCUAGUAUCCAAAUACACUGUGUCUCAUGUGGA